AAUAAGUUGUAUUUUUCGAUUUUACCCAUAUAUUGUUGAUAAAAAGUGUUUUAACGGUAGUAGCAAUAUAAAAAUGGGUCUGUGCAAAUGUCCUAAACGGCAAGUUACAACUCAAUUCUGCUUCGAACAUCGAGUGAACGUGUGUGAAAAUUGCAUGGUUGUAAAUCACACGAAGUGUACAGUUCAAUCCUAUAUCCAGUGGUUAAAGGACAGUGACUUCGAUUCGUCUUGUACUUUAUGCGGGAAUCCACUUGACAAUGAAGAUUGCGUGCGGCUUAUUUGCUACCACGUAUUCCAUUGGAAAUGCUUGAAUGCAAGACAACAGUCAUUACCAGCUAACACGGCACCAGGGGGUCACACUUGUCCUACGUGUAGUGAUCCAAUAUUACCUCCUGCUAAUCUAGUCUCGCCGGUGGCUGAUGUUCUCCGAACUAGGUUGGGGCAGGUUAAUUGGGCAAGAAGCGUACUCGAGCUCCCAUUGCUUUCGGAAGAUAAACCUGAUUAUUCUAACUACACCGUGGCAACCAGUUCUGCCUCCGUUCACAAUGGAAACACUUUUGCAUCUAGUAUGACCCAAACGAGAGCGAACGAACGACCCGAAAGUCCCCACUCGAUUGUUAACAUGGAAUCUUACGUUAAUAAUACAUCGCCGGCAUUAGAUUUUCAUGCAAGUAGUCGGCGACCACUGUUGGCUAGAGAAUCCCCUAUUGGGGCAUCGGAUCGGGAUGAUAACAAAUACAAAAGAAGAACACCACAGGAGAUAUUCUCCCGCUGGUCUAGAAGGCUUUACGCGCCCUCAUCGAAACCACCAUGGAAACGAACCUGGUUCCUUGUGCUGGGUGGUUGUAUUGGGUUUAUUUGCAUCAUUUACGUGCUGGCUACUUUGGGACGCCGUGGCGGAGAUGGUGAAGUUGGUCUGAUUUAUAAUCGUAAUUUACCACACGAAGAAUAAAAUGCAUGUAAGUAUGUAAUUCGUAAAGCUUUGUGGUAGAACGCCAUUCCGACAACACUGUAAGAUCUAGAGCGGCAUUAGAUCGAUUUUUUUUACU
This is a messenger RNA of Ochlerotatus camptorhynchus, 1049 nucleotides long. Its product is annotated as zinc finger protein-like 1 homolog. NCBI's taxonomy places the organism in Eukaryota, Metazoa, Arthropoda, Insecta, Diptera, Culicidae. The transcript has 5 exons. The record is from RefSeq and is a predicted model, not a curated record. Bases 74 to 952 code for a protein of 292 amino acids. Gene Ontology annotation, cellular component: Golgi apparatus.